Molecule: messenger RNA, 1466 nt
Organism: Tarenaya hassleriana
Lineage: Eukaryota; Viridiplantae; Streptophyta; Magnoliopsida; Brassicales; Cleomaceae
Product: protein CLT2, chloroplastic
Exons: 11
Coding region: 49-1248 (399 amino acids)
Source: RefSeq, a predicted model, not a curated record
AAUUUCCCAGUCUUCUUCCGCAUUUCGGCGGCCUUCCGACCGGCGAAGAUGGGAUCGUCUUUCCUCAGCGUGAGACGGUCUCGUUACCUUUCUCGUAAGUUACCCUUCCCUGGAGAUUCCAAAUUAGCCGGGAAAACCUCCGAGGAAAUUUGUCUCCGUCCGGUGAGGCAUGGUGUUUCAGUCCGUGCUUCGUUGGAGCAGUCUCAUGUUCCCUCGAAUCGCAACCUUAUUUUCGCUUACUCCGCGGUCACUGUAGUCUUAGCCAUAGCUAACCGUGUGCUGUAUAAACUCGCUUUGGUUCCGAUGAAACAGUACCCUUUCUUCUUGGCUCAGCUCAACACGUUUGGGUACGUCUUGAUUUACUUCACCGUUCUGUAUGUGAGGUACCAUCUAGGCAUUGUGACACGCGAAAUGAUCGCUGUACCGAAAUGGCGAUUUGCAAUCAUUGGUUUUCUUGAAGCUCUGGGAGUAGCUACUGGGAUGGCUUCUGCAGCCGUGCUUCCUGGACCGGUUAUACCGAUAUUGAAUCAGACAUUUCUGGUGUGGCAACUGGUUUUUACGGUCUUUAUACUACAAAGGAGGUAUAGGUUUAACCAAAUUGCUGGCUGCUUUCUUGUGGCUGUUGGUGUCGUGGUGGCUGUUUCAAGUGGAUCUAGUGCAGAUCAAAUGCUAUCAGGCAUUGGGUUCUUCUGGCCCGCCAUAAUGGUAGCAUCAGCUGCUUUUCAAGCAGGGGCAUCUAUCGUAAAGGAAUACGUUUUCUUUGAUGCUGUAAAACGUCUUGAGGGAAAGUCUCUAGAUAUAUUUGUGGUCAACUCUUUUGGAUCUGGAUUUCAGGCCCUUUUCGUGCUUCUCUUGUUGCCUUUUCUGUCAAACUUGAGAGGCAUUCCAUUCAUGAGCCUUCCAUCUUACCUAAAAGCUGGUGUGGGUUGCUUCCUCAACACCGGAGCAAAUAUUUCCGGAUGCGAGGGUGCUCCUCUUCUCCCACUUCUCUAUAUAGCCAUCAACCUCGCUUUCAACAUCUCAUUGCUCAAUCUCGUGAGAAUUUCGUCCGCCGUUGUUUCCUCCCUUGCCGUGAUGCUCUCAGUUCCAUUGGCGGUGUAUGUAUUGUCGCACCCAUUACCGUAUCUCCCGGGAGGAACAAAUUUGAGCUCUUACUUCAUGCUUGGGAGCUUCAUUCUUGUUCUGGGUCUUCUCCUCUACAACCUUCCCAUCGUCAAUUCAACCAAGCAAGACCCCAAGACCAACUGAAAGAUCGUUCAAGACGAUCAGAUUCGUGGAGGAAGAGAGGACCGUCGUUCUGCUCUCCCCGACAAUUUUCCACCGCCCGACCGAAAUCCCAGGCUUUAUUCACGAUCUCUGGCGAGUUUCCUCGAAGGUUGGAAUCCGGUUUACUGUUCAUUACGUUUGAUUAAAGUCGAUUUCUCGAAGAAUCAGGAAUUAUAUACGUGGCAGUAAUUUUCUGAGUU